This is a messenger RNA of Meloidogyne enterolobii, 538 nucleotides long. The record is from the annotation of a GenBank genome assembly. NCBI's taxonomy places the organism in Eukaryota, Metazoa, Nematoda, Chromadorea, Rhabditida, Meloidogynidae.
UUCCAGGACUAAUGCUUUUGAUUCUUAACGUUAAACUAUGUCGGUCUUGGUUUGAAAAAGUAAUUGAAUUUUGGAUGUCACAAAAGAGUCGGGUCUUAAAUUUUAUAAAAUUUUUCGGAUGUCUAUUAAUUCCUUAAAUUUACAUAUAAUUUAAGGUUCGGCUGAAUACAAGAUGACCAUUUGUGUUACUCCUGGAGUAACAAAUAUAAAAGAAUUAUCUUACUGUAUUUAUAUUGAAUACAACACUGUAGGAAAUUCGGAAAGAAUAAAAAAUUUUGUUGGAACACAAGAAAUUGGGGCUUUAAAUGAUUGCAAAAUACAGAAAUUUAAAACUGAGGGGAAUAUAGAAAAUAUUCAAUUUAUUGUUGUUUGGAGUGAAAAUAUAUUUUUUGGGAAAGACGAUGUUAUAUUUGAGAGUCGUUUCAACGGCGAAAAUAUAAAAUCUUUGCCUGAUGGUACAAUUAUGUUGGAUAUAAACACCGUCGGAAAAACUAAACUCAAAUAUGAUAAAAAGAAGGGAUUAAUCCCAGAUAUUUGA